AUGUAUCAUCUUAAAUACUGCAUAUUAGAUUUAAUAGAACAUUGUGCUAUAAUAUAUUUGAUCCUACAGGUGUGUGUUCUUAUCGCGGCCCUGCAUGCUGGAAACGAGGUGCAAGCUGGUUUUCUGAACGGUCGUUCAUCUCGCCAAUGCUGGACUCCAUGGUUUAGCAGAAAUAACGCUUCUGGGCGCGGGGACUUUGAGACUCUGAAAAAACUGCGCCUUGAACACCCGUCAGAGAUCUGUCCGGUGCCCAUCGGAAUUGAGGUUCAGACGGUAUCUGGAGACAAUGUGUCUUCAACGGGAGAUAAUAUCACUGUUUCUGAUGCAACCAGAGGAUUCAUCUGUAAAAAUGAAGACCAGUCAAGCGGCCAGUGCUCGGAUUAUCGUGUUCGUUUUAAGUGCCCCAUCAACUUCUGCCCCAUAGAAGAAUGCUGGACGCCGUGGCUUAACGGAGACAAGCCAUCCGAUGACGGGGACUUUGAGACUCUUGUGGAUCUUCACAACGCUUACGAGUGGCAAAUCUGCGAACAUCCAAUCGAAAUCCAGGUCAAAACGGCAUCGGGGAAGAGUGUGGAGUCAACGGGGGAUGUGAUUUAUGCGGCCGACACAAAAACCGGAUUUGUCUGCAGAACUUGCGACCAGCCAAAGGGUUUGUGCUCGGAUUAUCAAGUUCGUUUCAUGUGCCCCCUCGAGUUCUGCAAACCAGACGUGUGCUAUACUCGCUGGUUUAAUCAAGAUAGCCCCAGCAAAGGGAACGGAGACUCUGAAUUACUUGGGCCUCUCCGUCGCAAAUUCCCCGAUGCAAUCUGCGAAUACCCAAUUGACAUCGAGGUGGAAACCGUAGACGGACAUAAACCGUCUACAACAGGCGACAUCAUUCAUAUAGCUGACCCUGCCAUCGGUUUUAGCUGCAAAAAUGACGACCAGAAGAGCGGAAUUUGCUUUGAUUAUCGAGUUCGUUUCAUCUGCCCCAGCCAUUUCUGCAAAGACCAAGAUUGCUACACGAAAUGGUUUGAUCGUGACAACCCCGCUGGUCGAGGAGACUUUGAGACGCUUGCAUCCCUGCGCGAUGAAAAUCCAUAUCAAAUCUGCAAACACCCACUUGAUAUCGAAGUCCAAACCACAGAUGGUUUCACCGUGGCUGCGACGGGCGAUGCGAUUGCAGUAGCUGACACCAUUACAGGAUUCGUCUGUGAAAACUACGGUCAGCCUCAUGGCGGCUUGUGCUCAGAUUAUCGCGUUCGCUUCAGGUGUCCCCUGGAUUUCUGCAACCCACCAGUAUGCUGGACCGAGUGGUUGAACAGCGACAACCCCAGGGGCGGGGGCGACUUUGAGACGCUUACUCAACUGAGAAGCAAAUUCCCAAACAAAAUUUGCGACGUUCCGGUUGAAAUUAAGGUCGAGACUAAAUCCGGAGGCAGUGUGGAUUCGACAGGCGAUGUGAUUUAUGUAGCCGACACCGAAACUGGAUUCAUCUGUAAAAAUUCAGACCAGAAGAAGGGAAUUUGUUCCGAUUAUCGUGUACGUUUUGAGUGUCCUCUUGACUUUUGCCACGCGAACGUGUGCUUCACCGACUGGUUCAAUAGUGACAGUCCAAAUGGAACGGGGGACUUUGAGCUCUUCGAAAAAAUUUCCACCAAGUAUCCCGAUGUCAUCUGCGACCACCCCGUCUCCAUAGAAGUUGUCACUGCUGACGACGGAUAUCCAUUCGUCAAUUCUGGACAGAUACCUUACAAGUUCAGUCCUUCUGAAGGUUUUGCCUGUCGCCACAGUGACCAGAAGGGCGAAGACUGCUAUGACUACCAAAUUACGAAGAAAAUCAGUGACAAAGGGCUCGACUUCGUGCUGGCAAUGCGAACCAGGCUUCUGUUCCAAGUGGACAAGAAACCGUAUGGUACCGAUCCCAUUCUCCCGGAGCACCCACCACAGGAAACUUCGAGGGACACGGUCCAAUACCUUUUCCAAGACCACAAACCACAUGUAGACCGGAUAGGCAAACUAUGUACUUCCCAGUACCCCUGCAAGGGUGUAGACCUGUACCUCCUGGAGCUGAGACUCAUACAAGUUGCUGUGGACUUCCUGAGGAAAACAAACAAAUCCAGCAGGGACAAAAGUACAGGCAGCUUCCACUGGGACAGAGUUCAUCCUGCUGGGGAUCCGUCACCAUCGCAAAAGAUAGAGGUGACCUUGUAUUUAAGGCUGCCCGCUUCCACCAUUUGGACGGACGACAACCAACAACCAGCAUCCUGUAUGGACAGAAACAUGGCAUCCUCAAUAAUGAUCGUAUGGGCGUUUGUCCUGAUUGCAGCCCUGCAUGUUGGAAACAACGUGGAAGCCGCAACAGGUUGCUAUACUAAAUGGUUCGAUCGAGACGACCCGUCCGGUAACGGAGACUACGAGACUCUACGUGACCUGCAAAAGGAGAAUCCAGGUCAAAUCUGCCAAACCCCGAUUGAUAUCGAAGUCCUUACUACAUCUGGGAUGAGCGUGGCUUCAACCGGCGAAGUGAUUGCCACAUGGAACACCAAGGUGGGAUUCAUCUGUCAAAACUCUGACCAGAAGAACGGCUUUUGCUCGGAUUAUCGUGUUCGUUUCAAGUGUCCGGUCAACUUCUGCGCCCCAAAAGGUUGCUAUACUAGAUGGUUUGAUCGAGACGACCCCUUUGGUUACGGAGACUACGAGACUCUGCGUGACCUGCAAAAGGAGAAUCCGGGUCAAAUCUGCAAAAGCCCCACUGAUAUCGAAGUCCUUACUACAUCUGGGAUGAGCGUGGCUUCAACCGGCGAUGUGAUUGCCCAAUGGAACACCAAGGUGGGAUUCGUCUGUAAAAACUCUGACCAGAAGAACAGCUUUUGCUCGGAUUAUCGUGUUCGUUUCAAGUGUCCCCUCGAUUUCUGCUCCCGAAGAGGUUGCUAUACUAAAUGGUUCGAUCGAGACGACCCGUCCGGUAACGGAGACUACGAGACUCUACGUGACCUGCAAAGGGAGCAUCCGGGUCAAAUCUGCCCAACACCCCGAGAUAUUGAAGUCCAAACUACAUCUGGGAUGAGCGUGGCUUCAACAGGCGAUGUGAUUGAUACAUCCGACGCCAAGACGGGAUUCAUCUGUAAAAACGUGGAUCAGAAGCAUGGGAUGUGCUCGGAUUAUCGCAUUCGAUUCUGGUGUCCCUUCUGUCCCCCUUCAGAAAUGGUUCCUAUUCAUCGGGUCGGACCUGUUUAAAUACCAUCAAGUCACGGCCCUUCCUGACAA
This is a messenger RNA of Doryrhamphus excisus (bluestripe pipefish), 3249 nucleotides long. The record is from RefSeq and is a predicted model, not a curated record. NCBI's taxonomy places the organism in Eukaryota, Metazoa, Chordata, Actinopteri, Syngnathiformes, Syngnathidae.